GCUGGGGUCCCGAUGGAGGCGGUUGCGCCCUGCCUGCAGCCCGCCAAAGCCAUCAAGCCCAUCGACCGUAAGUCCGUUCAUCGGAUCUGUUCGGGACAGGUUGUGCUGAAUCUUGGCACUGCCGUGAAAGAGUUGGUGGAAAACAGCCUGGAUGCUGGAGCUACCAACAUUGAUAUAAAACUUAAAGAUCAUGGAGCAGAACUGAUAGAGGUUUCAGAUAAUGGAGGUGGAGUGGAAGAGGAAAACUUCGAAGGCUUGACUCUGAAACAUUAUACAUCAAAGAUACAAGAUUUUUCUGAUCUAAUACAUGUUGAAACAUUUGGGUUUCGAGGUGAAGCUCUGAGUUCACUGUGUGCAUUAAGUGAUGUUACCAUUUUUACCUGUCAUAAGUCUGCAAAGGUUGGGACUCGUUUGGUAUUUGAUCACAAUGGUAAAAUUACUCAGAAAACUCCUUUUCCACGACAACAAGGAACAACUGUUAACAUACAGCAGUUAUUUUAUACUUUGCCGGUGCGGCAUAAGGAAUUUCAAAGAAACAUUAAAAAGGAAUAUGCAAAAAUGGUCCAGCUAUUGCAGGCAUACUGUAUUGUUUCAAAAGGAGUGCGGAUUAACUGCACUAAUCAAGUUGGCCAAGGGAAAAAAAGCUCUGUGGUAUCCACUACUGGAAGUCCUAGUUUAAAGGAAAACAUUGGAGCAGUAUUUGGGCAAAAACAGUUGCAGAGCCUCAUUCCUUUUGUUCAGCUACCUCCUGAUGAAGCUGUUUGUGAAGAAUAUGGACUCAACUCUACUGACAUGCCACAAAAUCUUUAUAGUAAAGAAAUGUUUGCAAAAAUGGAAAUCAUUGGCCAGUUUAAUUUAGGAUUUAUAAUAGCAAAGUUGAAUUCUGAUCUUUUCAUAAUUGACCAACAUGCUACUGAUGAGAAAUACAACUUUGAGAUGUUACAACAACACACUGUUCUUCAAGGUCAGAAGCUGAUUGUGCCUCAGAAUCUCAAUUUAACAGCUGUAAAUGAAACUGUAUUGAUUGAAAACCUGGAAAUAUUCAGAAAAAAUGGGUUUGAUUUUGUCAUAAAUGAAAAUGCUCCUGUAACUCAAAGAGUUAAAUUAAUAUCAUUGCCAACAAGCAAAAACUGGACUUUUGGUCCACAAGAUAUAGAUGAGCUGAUCUUCAUGUUAAGUGACUGCCCUGGAGUCAUGUGUAGGCCCUCCAGGGUCAGACAGAUGUUUGCUUCUCGAGCUUGCAGAAAGUCUGUGAUGAUUGGAACUGCACUGAAUGUGCAGGAAAUGAGAAAACUGAUCACCCAUAUGGGUGAGAUCGAGCAUCCCUGGAACUGCCCCCAUGGGAGGCCUACUAUGAGACACAUAGUCAGUUUAGACUUGAUUUCACCAGAAUAAGUUGGUUUCUGGUUUUUAACAUUUUUGAUUUUAAUUCUUGGCGAUAUUUUGAGCUUUUAUCAUUACUCUUUUAUUUUGAGUAAAGAAAAUUUAGCCAGUCAUCAAAUUUGAAGAUAAUAACACCUAAAGGCAUUCAGCAGGGUUUCAUUGUUAUUCCUAUCAAGUCAAGAAUAUAGAUAUACUGGAAUUCGUGUGUAAAUAACGUUUCUUUUAUUGCUGUUUAUUGUGUGUAUUAUUUUUGCA
Molecule: messenger RNA, 1638 nt
Organism: Gavia stellata (red-throated loon)
Lineage: Eukaryota; Metazoa; Chordata; Aves; Gaviiformes; Gaviidae
Gene: PMS2
Product: PMS1 homolog 2, mismatch repair system component
Exons: 11
Coding region: 13-1395 (460 amino acids)
Biological process (GO): mismatch repair
Cellular component (GO): MutLalpha complex
Molecular function (GO): ATP binding; ATP-dependent DNA damage sensor activity; mismatched DNA binding
Source: RefSeq, a predicted model, not a curated record